This is a messenger RNA of Phascolarctos cinereus (koala), 3114 nucleotides long. It is a transcript of the gene VEGFA, whose product is annotated as vascular endothelial growth factor A. Gene Ontology annotation, cellular component: membrane. Gene Ontology annotation, molecular function: growth factor activity; vascular endothelial growth factor receptor binding; heparin binding. Gene Ontology annotation, biological process: sprouting angiogenesis; positive regulation of mast cell chemotaxis; vascular endothelial growth factor receptor signaling pathway. Lineage: Eukaryota; Metazoa; Chordata; Mammalia; Diprotodontia; Phascolarctidae. The record is from RefSeq and is a predicted model, not a curated record.
CACUUCCCCCGCACCACCGCCAGCCACCCCGCCAAGCACCGACAAGAGGGGGGACCCUCCUCGCACGCACACUUUCCUUUCUCCCCGGCUUCUGACGGCGGCGGGCUCGGCUGCAAGCGAGCCGGAGCAGAACCCGGGUCAGCGGCUAGGGGCGGGGUGGAGGGGGCAGGGGUACGAGACUAUGCACUGAAACUUUUUGUCCAACUUUUGGGCUGUUCUCGCUCCGGAGGAGCCGUGGUCCGCGCCGGGAGCGCCGAGCCGUACCAAGCGGAGAGCAGUGUUCGCUCGGGCCCGGAUCAGCAGCAGCGGCGGCGGCAGCUGCGGCGGCGACAAGAGGAGGAAGAAGAAAAAGAAGAAAACGAAGAGGUGCGGGGGCCGCGGGAGCGGCAGAGGCUCGGCUCUAGAGAGCCGGGCUCAUGGACGGGUGAAGCCUUAGAGAGCACCGUGAGCGCCCAGCCCGCUAGCGCGCCCCAGGCCCUGGCCCGGGCCUUGGCCCCGGGGGAAAAAGGAGACAGCGAAGAAGGCGCCGGGGGGACAAGGCCACCGACGCCGCCACUGCCGAGGAGCGAGAGAGGAAGGAGAGGGAGUGAGAGUCUUACCGGCCCCGACCGGGCCUCCGAAACCAUGAACUUUAUGCUCACUUGGGUACAUUGGUGCUUAGCCCUGCUGCUCUAUCUCCAUCAUGCUAAGUGGUCACAGGCAGCACCCACCCCAGAAGAAGGAGAACGGAAAGCUACCGAGGUGGUGAAGUUUAUGGACGUCUACCAACGCAGCUAUUGCCGGGCCAUCGAGACCCUGGUGGACAUCUUCCAAGAAUACCCCGAUGAGGUGGAGUUCAUCUUCAAGCCCUCUUGUGUCCCUCUGAUGAGAUGUGCCGGCUGUUGCAAUGAUGAGGGGCUGGAGUGUGUCCCCUACGAGGUGCACAACAUCACCAUGCAGAUCAUGAGGAUUAAGCCUCACCAGGGCCAGCACAUUGGGGAGAUGAGCUUCUUACAGCACAGUAAAUGUGAAUGCAGACCAAAGAAAGAUGUCAAAGGAAAACAAGAGAAAAAAUCAAAUCGAGGCAAGGGGAAGGGGCAAAAGCGCAAGCGAAAGAAAUCCCGGUAUAAAUCCUGGAUCGUUCCCUGUGGGCCUUGCUCAGAGCGGAGAAAGCAUUUGUUUGUACAAGAUCCGCAGACGUGUAAAUGCUCCUGCAAAAACACAGACUCGAGGUGCAAGGCGAGGCAGCUUGAGUUAAACGAACGAACUUGCAGGAUCCCCCCCGUGGAGGGUGGAGUGUCGGGGUUCUGUCCUGGCCGAGUGUCAGGAAACCUGCCCCUCUUGGCAGGGCGCAAAGACUGGCGUGGCUCCGUGUGGUGGUGUUGUCGUGGAGGAUGUGACAAGCCAAGGCGGUGAGCCCCCUUCAGCAUUUCCAGAGCCAGACCUCUCAGACCUGGAAAAGAAAGAAUCAGUACAAUUAUGAGAAACCACAAGCCACCACCCACCACCACCACCGUCACCAACACUGACAACCCAAUGAUGAUGAAACUAACACUAAUCCAAAAGAAACCUUAAAUGAAGGAUGAAGAGAGGCGCAUAGCACUUUGAGUCCGGAAGGUGUGACUCCGGCAGAAGCAUUCCCGGGCAAGAGACCGAGCAAGGGUCCCUCUUCCAGUUGGAUUGCAAUUCUGUUUUUCAUGCUGCUAAAUCAUGGAGCCAGGAAGAUUAGAGGGUUUUAUUUCUGGGAUUCCUAUAGACACACCCACACGCGUACAUGCAUUCAUAUAUAUACAUAUAUAUAAAAAUAAAUAUAUAUAUUUUAUAUAUGCAUAUAAAAUAUAUAUAUUCUUUUUUAAUAAUUAACAUUGCUAACGUUAUUGGUGUCUUCACUGGAUGUAUUUGACUGCUGUGGACUUGAGUGGGGAAAAAAAAUACCCACACAGAAUCCAGCUGGGGAAAGAUGGGAGCAGUGAUAUUGGCAUGGCCACCUUCUUUUGGAGGAGGCCAGAGCUCUCUAUCUGUGCCUUCCACUCUGUCCCUCCCUGGCCUGCCUUGUCCUGCUGGCCCCAGGAAGAAUGACUGAACGAGAGGUCCAGCACCUGGAGGUUGAAUUUGACGCCUGGCUCUGGGUUUUGAGGGCAUGUUGACACAUACCCAGCUGUGUCUCCCAUAUUUUACUCCUCUAUUGGAUUGCACCUUGGACCUGUCCCCUAGGUUGUUGUUGUUGUUGUGUUUUUUGUUUUUUUGUUUUGGGUUUUUUUUUUUGUCAAAGAGGGUGAGAGGGUUGGGAGAUGGGAGACAGAAAAGACGAAGCAGCAUGGUUAGGAGGAAUGGGGACCAGAGAAUGCUACAGUGCUGGGGUGCUCUCCAAACCCCCCUGAUGACAAGACAUCUUAUCCCCUGGGUCUAUAUUGCCUGGGUACCCUUCACAACACAGUGGAACAUUUCUGGAGAGGGAUAUUACAAUGAUGUGGAGACAGGGGGUGGGGCAUUUUAUGUGAUAAUACAUCACUCUCCCCCAAUGCAAUCCCCCUCCCCAAACCUUUUCCCAAGGAGGAGAAGCUAUCCCCCUCUGUCUUCCUCUUGCUCACUGAGGCAGGCUGCAGAAGGCAGAGAUAAACCCUCAAGACUACUAAACCACUAGGAAGCUUCCCCCAGAGUAUUUGAGUUGGCUUGUCUGAUGGCAGGCAGGCACAAAGGGUGAAGGGCGAAUGGGUGGCCGGGUGGCUGUGGGUGUGGGAGUGCUUCCCUGACCCUGGACCCUGACCUUGCCUCCCACUCCACAGUGGGGAGAGACAGAGCAGGAUCCAUAUGCCUGGUAUGGAGGCAGAGAAAAGAAAAAAAGUGUUUUAUAUUACUUAUUUAAUAUCCCUUUUUAAUUAGAAAUUAAAACAGUUAAUUUAAUUAAAAGAGUAGGGCUUUUCAGUAUUCUUGGUUAAUAUUUAAUUUCAACUAUUUAUAAAUAUACCUCUUUCUCUCUUUCUCUCUCACUCUUUCUCUUCUAUUUGUAUUUUUUUUUUGGGGGGAAUAAAGUUCAUGUUUCCAGUAAAUCCCCACCUCAACUGGGGGGGGGACCAUUGGCGAUGGUCAGUAGCAUGCCCCAAACAGGUAUUUAAUUUUUCUAACAUUUGCCCC